This is a messenger RNA of Vitis riparia (riverbank grape), 2362 nucleotides long. Its product is annotated as wall-associated receptor kinase 3-like. The transcript is spliced from 3 exons. Gene Ontology annotation, molecular function: ATP binding; protein serine/threonine kinase activity; calcium ion binding. Gene Ontology annotation, biological process: protein phosphorylation; cell surface receptor signaling pathway. The coding region runs from base 730 to 2169 and encodes 479 amino acids. Gene Ontology annotation, cellular component: plasma membrane. The record is from RefSeq and is a predicted model, not a curated record. NCBI's taxonomy places the organism in Eukaryota, Viridiplantae, Streptophyta, Magnoliopsida, Vitales, Vitaceae.
UUGUGGGUAUGGGGGUGCUGCGGCUGGUUUUGUGGUUAGCGACAGCGACUGCACCAGCAACAACUGAAUCAUCAUCAGAUGUAAAGCCUGGUUGCAAAGAUUACUGUGGAAAUAUUAUCGUUCCUUACCCCUUUGGAAUAUACGAGGAGAAAUGUGCCUGGGACAAAGACUUUCUGCUGAAUUGCACUGCCACUGGAUUACUCCUUGGUGCCAACAUUCCUGUUGUCAGUGUAUCAGUGAAGGAGGCCACACUGGUUGUCACAAUUCAUCCGGCUUAUGACUGCUACAACGAGUCCGGGUUGGCUUAUUACUUCGACCAGGCGAUCGAACUGGUUGAAAACAGCUCAUUCACAUUCUCUGACUCCCGCAACAAGUUCACAGCUUUGGGUUGCGAUACCAUGGCCUAUGUGAUGGGUCCUAAGGCGCAGCUGUAUGCGAGUGGGUGUAGUACUUUUUGUGAUAAACCCGUCAACUUUGCACAAUCUAAUUCUUGCUCCGGUUUAGGUUGCUGCCAAACCUCUAUCCCGGCGGGUCUUCACACAUUAAACAUUACUCUUCGCAGCUCUGGGAACCACAGCAGGAUUUUGUGGUUCAGUAAGUGUAGCUACGCAUUUUUGGUUGAUUCUGACUCUUUUCAUCUUUCAAAGAUGAACCUAUCUGAUGACCCCCAAAUCUUUGUGGAUCCCCCUGUGGUGCUUGACUGGGUAAUCAAAGGCAACUGCUCCAGACAUGACUGCGGCCAGAAUUCUAUAUGCAAAGACUCUUAACACAACUCGCUCUGGAUAUCUUUGCUCCUGCGAACAAGGCUAUGCAGGGAACCCUUAUCUGCCCAACGGAUGCCAGGAUAUCAAUGAAUGCGAAGAUCCAAAAACUUACACAUGCCAAGGUACUUGCAAGAAUACAGCUGGGAACUACACUUGCAGCUGUCCACUGGGAAUGCAUGGGAAUGGUAAAGUGGCUUGUCAAGGAUUUCGUGUCACCACAUUUGCCGCAGUUAUUGGAGCGUUUGUUGUUGCUGUGGUUGCUUGUAUUUUAAUCUUCAUUGAAUGGAAGAAGCUGGCAAGACAUAAAAAUUUUAAGAAAAAUGGGGGUUUGCUCUUAAAGCGCCAGAGGAUAAAGCUCUUUACUGAGGCAGAGUUGAAGAAAGCAACCAACAAUUACGACCGCAGUCGGCUGCUUGGUCGAGGAGGUUCUGGACAUGUUUACAAAGGAAUUUUAGCGGAUGACGUCCAAGUUGCUGUGAAAAAGCCGGUAGAAGUGGACAAGAUUCAAAUAAACGAGCAGUUCCAACAUGAAAUUGACGUUGUUUCACAGGUCAACCAUGUCAAUGUGGUGAAGCUCUUGGGGCUAUGUUUAGAGACUCCAGUCACAAUGCUGGUUUAUGAAUUUGUGUCUAAUGGAACACUGUUUCAACAUAUCCAUGACCCGAAUUCAGAAAUCGUUCGCUCAUGGAAACUCCGGCUGAGGAUUGCUAUCGAGACUGCGGGAGCACUCAAGUAUCUUCAUUCUUUAGCUGAUCCCCCUGUCAUUCAUAGGGAUGUCAAAUCCAUGAACAUACUUCUAGACAACAAACAUACUGCUAAGGUAGCAGAUUUUGGAACUUCAGUGCUGAUUCCGCUGGAUCAAACUGCCAUAAACACAAAAAUAGCAGGGACAUUGGGGUACUUGGAUCCUGAGUAUAUGCAAACCGGAAACUUAACUGCCAAGAGUGAUGUCUAUAGCUUUGGCGUUGUCGUGAUGGAGCUUUUAACGGGAUGGAAUCCAACUCCUGGUGGAAGGUCUGUGGAUGACCCAAAUAGGAAUAUCAUUCACGACUUUCUCUGCGCCGUGGAAACCAAUCGUCUCUCUGACAUUUUGAACGUUAGCAUUAACGGUGAAGCUGAAAGGAAGCAGAUAGAAGGAGUUGCUGAGCUUGCAAAGAGAUGUCUAAGUGGGAGUGGCGUGGCAAGGCCAACAAUGCAACAAGUGGAAGACGAGCUCAAGGGCUUGCAACGAGAAGCUGAGAAUUUGUUGGCCGGUGAAAGUGAAACAGGGGAAGAGACCCAGAGCUUACUAAGUGAAAUAGAGGGCCGAUCCUCCGAAAAGGAUGAAUCCCAUUCCCAUACCCAUUACGUGACAGCCUUUGAUAUUCAACCACAAGAGGUUUCUGGCGUCAUUAUCUUUCCCUAGCCUGAAAUAAGGGAACCCUACUCUCACUCUCUGCAUCAUGAUCCAUGCAUCAUGCAUGCUAUGGUACCACCUUCUGUAUUCCUGUCAUGGUUUAUCCUGUGUGAGCUUCUUCUAGCUUAAUUGCUAGUCAUGAUUGUGGCAUAAGUUGUAUUAAACCUUUUGUGGUGUGUUCUUAUUAUAUGUUUAUGUUGUA